AACACGCAGACGUUAAAGUCGUUACCAAAAGUGCGCGACGGCGCUUGAGUUUAGGGGAAAAAAUUUGUUGUGUGUAAGAAGUGAAAAACGCGACGUGCAUAGGAGAGUAACUUAAACAUUUUGAUGAUGAAUUCAAUGACCUGAAAAAGAAGUAAAGAGACGAAGACGACUAACAAAAAAAACAACGCCAAUCACUUUCACAAGAGUCGUCGUCGUCGUCGAGGGAGCGCCUUUUGUGGGGGCGCAUUGAUUACAUUUUCAUAAUCAAAAAAAAAAAAAAAAGAAAAGAAAAACGAAAACACAACAAUAAUAUAAUAGACAAGAGUCAGCCCAUGGUUUCAAUGAAAAUCGCAUAAUGUCAGCAGCAGCAACUGAAUCGUGUGGAGCACGCGAUUCAAACGGCGCUGAGGCUGAAACUGAAACUGAAGCAGAGGCGUUGGAUAAACUGCUGGAACUGGAACUGGAUCUGAAGGCGGUGUCCGACGACCCCAAAACGCAAACAAACACGGAGGCGUCCAUCGAUUCGGAGGUCGCAGCAGCAGCAGCAACGGCAGCAGCUGCUGGUCCAGUUUUCCAAAUGGCCAGCAAUGUGCAUGUUGAUGGGGAUGUGGUGGAUGUCGAUGAGUUUGACUCUGUAAUGCCAGAUGCUUGUGACCAACAUAAGCAAAACGAACAAUUGCAUUUGCAGUCGUCACUGGAGCCCAUCUCCCUUGAUGAUAUACCCGAGCCUAUUAAAGUUCUGGAUGAGAUAAUAUCCGAAUUUGAAGAAGCAACAACGAAACCGGUGGCAUUGCAUAGCAAUAGUGGUGAAAAUCAAUCAGAAGAUGAUGGCUACAUGAGUCUGAGUCGCAAAAACAUGUCCAAGAAAGACUCGGAAGAUGUUCCGCAGACACCCAGCACAGACACCGUACCCGAAGGCAGUUUCAAUGAAGUCGACGGCACAGCCGAAAAUCUAACGAAAUUAUCAUCCGAGGCGGAGCAUGGUCAGGAAACAAGGGAAACAACAACGACGCCGCUUAUACAGACAACGCUGCCCAAGGCACGUAGUGCCAACUCGACGCCAGCCACCAACUCAAACUACUCGAGUCUACCGUGCUGUGGGGCAAGGGCCUCAUCCAAUUUGGUUGGCACUUCCGUGGCAAAUUCCUCUAGUGGAUUGGAGGCCAACAAUCAUCGCACCGGCAGCUGCAAUGGCAGUGGUGAACGAAAUGCACUGGGCAUUGAUAUUAGUGCUGUGCAUAAUGCUGUGUUACGUGGCAACCUGGCCAAAUUGCCUGAACCUAUCGUAAAUGAACAUCCGGUUACCAUUUAUCCGGGUCCAUCGGCCAAAGCAGGCGGUGGCAACGGUGGCGGCGAGGGCGCACGUAGUAAACGUUUAUUGAAUUCGGUUGAAAAACACAAGGAAGUUUGUCACAUGUUGAAUCCACAUUCCAAUAGCACGUCAACAUCAUCGGCAUCGGCAUCGUCUGGGUCUGGGUCUGGGUCUGGCUCUGGUUCGAGUAGUGAGGCAUCGCCAUCGGCCUCCAAUUUGAAUGUGGGAAAAUUGGGUAAAAAGGAUGAUGACUACUCGGAAGACUCGCUGGAAGAGUCAACCAUUUCCACAGAUCUAACACCAGUCAAACAGAAUGGUGUUGCCUGGGAAAUACAUUUCAAGAGCAAUAAAAAGAAAUCAUCCGGUUCAAAAAAGACAUCCGGUGCAUCAAACAAAAAGCAUCAGCAACAACAACAACAACAACGUUCCAGCAAUCAAUUGGCCGACUUUAACAAUAGUUUCGUCUACAACGAGCAGAGUAUGCUGGGCAAGGGAACUUUUGUUAUACGCCGCUCCACGGCCAAGAAACCGCCGCGUGCUGCUGAAAUUUUUAGUAUACCAAAACCACCGCGUACAUCGUUAAGCGGGGGGAUUGGUGGCGGAGCUGGAGCCAUAAGCAAUGAGUUCUAUACCAGCGACAGUGAACAAAGCGAAUCUGCAUCUCUGCCACCAGCACCGGCACCUGCUCCUGCACCACAACAACCACAAGCACAGCCAUCGACGGCUCCGUCCGAGAUGAAUUUCAUUUACAAGGAAUGCGAAGCUGCUGCAGCUCAUACCAGACGCGGCUUGGAAAUAGCCGCUGCUCAUCGUGCUGCUCUCUCGCUGGACAUAGCCGAGGCACCCGAUCAGUUUGCUCACAAUAAACCCAUCAAAAGCAAAACGGCCAUGUUAACCGAAAAACGUUUGAGUGCCGAAUCCAUGCCGGACAAUACAUCGAGCAGCGAAGAGUUUGAUGAGACACGUUUGAAUGGAAACAGUGGCUACGAUAUGUAUGCAUAUAAUGCAAAUGAUCAACGUGUUUCGAAUGCCACAACGCCUCACACCGAUUUGGCACCCACUUUGGAAGAGGACGAAGAGUUAUCCGAUUUUAGUUACGGCUGUGCCCCACUCAAACAGAUCGAGCAUAACAUCAGCGCCCUGUUACGCGGUGAUCUGCCCAUUGUGGGUCAACAGGCAACGGGCAUAAGUAAUGGAGUGGGUGCCGCUGCAGUUGGUGCCUCUUCUGCUGCAGCAGAAGCUUUGCAUGCCAAGCGAGUGCUUGAAUUUCGACCUGGUGUGCACAAAUCCGAGAGUGCCAAAGAGAUGUUGUUAUCUCAGUUGCCCGCUUUGGGACCUUUGCCACCAUCGCCACCCAGUUCCAAUCCGGAUAUGUUUGAUUACGACGCUCCGUUGCCGCCGUCGCCGGUGGAGCCACGCAAGCAACUGGAACUGCCAGCAACGGCUGCUUCUGCAGCGCCACCCAAUCGUGGCACCACUGUGGUAGAGGUGCAUGCCACUGCAUCGGGAGCUGCUGUCCAUAGCAAUAGCCAUACGCGCCGUAGCCGGGAUAAUGUGGCUGCAGUACGUCAUUUCACUGAUGAGCUACCCCCGCCACCGGCACCGGCCCAUCAAUCAGCCAGCUUUGCCGAGGGUCUUACCGGAGUUCCCAUUGUUCCGCCACAUCGUGGCAGCGGUGCUGCUGGUGCCAAUACAAUGAAGUCUUGGAGCAUUGACUCACAAUACCGCAAACGAUCACCGAAACUAUUCGGACACUAUAGCAGUGGCAGUGGCAUAACCACACCCACUGGCCUGGGACAGAUGCCACCGUUACCACCGCCCCCAGUGCCCCAUAUGGGUACAAUUGGAUCGUGUGGCGAAGGCGCCACCGGUUCCUAUCAACGCAGGUACAUCAACUAUGGCACCAAACGCAGUUUGAAACAAUCGCCGCGUGAAGAGCAUCGCCUGCAAACCUCAUGUAGUCUUCCUGAAACGCCAAUCUUUGCCAGAGGCUGUGACAUACCACGUACGCCAUAUCGACGCCAAAAUGAGCCUGUGCCAGUGAGUGGCUCACGAACAGCUCCAAGAUCCAGUACAUCGAAUAGCAUUAAUAUGGGCACUUCCAUUUUGGGAAUUGGUGGUGGCAAUUAUGGCACUGCCCAGAUCUGUCGCCAACGUUCGAUCAAUCAUGCCUUGGCCUCGAAUGAGAUGUUACGUAUGACUGGUGCACCGGCACGUGGUUGGUAUCCGAAACAACGUGGCUUACGUCCCGCAUCGACCGAAAAUAUUGAUCGUUUGGCCUCUGUUCGUGUCUGGGACAAUCCGGCUGGUAUGUCCGGUACAGGACAAUCGCGAAAACCUCUAACAUUGCCACCAAAUUUAACGCCAUCAUUUUUAAAUAAAUCACCCCGCGAGGCAUUGCGUCGUGUCACCAGUUUGCUUAUUACCAAGAAGAAGAACAAUAAGGAGCGCAAGCAUAAGGCAUAUUGCGAUCAACCCAUGGAUGAUAAUAAUAGCAAGCAUGCCUAUGAAUUUGAAACGGGUUCAACUAAACGCAAGGAUAAUGCCAGUCGUAAGGAUAAUGGAGCUACACCCAAAACUAAAAAGAAAGGUCUAUUUAAAUCUCUAUGGAAACGCACGAAAACUGCCUCGCUGGAUCAAUAGAGGAAUAUCUAAAACACAAGAAAACCAAAACUCGAAGCAAGCCUAAUCACUGCCCCCACUCCUCGUCCCUAACACCAUAUAUUUAUAUAUAUAUAUAUAGUAUAUAGUUAUAUACACUAUAUAAAGACGAUGAUAAUAAUCGUGCACUUCAAUGUA
This is a messenger RNA of Drosophila willistoni, 4111 nucleotides long. RefSeq names its product flocculation protein FLO11. The transcript is spliced from 11 exons. Lineage: Eukaryota; Metazoa; Arthropoda; Insecta; Diptera; Drosophilidae. Bases 356 to 3955 code for a protein of 1199 amino acids. The record is from RefSeq and is a predicted model, not a curated record.